CCAGGUCUCUCUUUCCUCUGCAGUUGCUUCCAUGUUACGUGUCAAAGAGGAAGAUUGUUGCUAUGAGGAUUCUAAGGUCCGGGUGUCGCUAUCAGUUUCUAAAUUGAUGGACUUGGUGGUUGAUCAGUUUGGCGGGCCAGUGCAGUAUAUUGAACAAACAAUGACAGAGAAUGGGGAUCGCAAAAAAUCGAAAAACCAGUUUGGUAAAUGGUUGAGUUCUGAACUAAGCCAGACGCCCGAUGUUGAGUAUGUUGAUUUGAACAAUGCAGUGGCACCCGACCCUCAGUGGGCAAGCGUGUGGCACUUUGGUUACGACCGGGAUGCAUCAACGAAACCGCCCCCAUAUGCCAUCACGUGUAAAGCAUUGGCUGCAGAGAUUGGCAAAGAUGGGUGUGUUACAGAGAAUGAGCCACUGCGAGCGUUCCCCCGCGCGCAGGACAAGGAUUACUUCAACCUGGGCUUUGUGGAAGGAGCUGCUCGCUUUGCUGUUCUUCUCGCGCCUCUCGUGUGGUUGUGGAAGCAGCCAGUGGCACAGACUGUUGCUGAUGUGUUCCCGUUGCUUUUUCAGAGUGCUCGCCGUGUCCGCGUGGUGGUCGAAGGACACGUCACUAUGACUGCAAUUGCACUGCGCAACGCGACGCUAUCCCAGCGGGGCUCCAUCAGGAAGGCGCGCGAUGCUAUCACGUGGGUUGGGAAACUUCAAAUGCUCAAACGAUCCGGCCAGGACCCAUCCCAGGUCAUCAAGACAUAUAACGGCAUGGCAAGUUCAAAUGCUCAGCUCAGCGGUGGGAAACGCGUGUCUGUGUUGGCGCUCGUGUCUUUGGGUCAGGAGGCAAUCGAUGUCGUUCUGAACUGCGUUAGUACCUUGGGAUUCGAGCACUCCCCCUGGACUGAUGAUGCGUGGUCUAACCAAAAAAUCAUGCCUGGGCACGUGCCGCGCCUCGCUGGCAAUGAGGUGUGGUCGAAGCGCUUGGCAGUGACUGACGAGAGUUUCUUGGUGAUGGUACGCUGGCAGAGCAACAUGCAGAAGGAUAAGCUCCCCGGUGUCAGGCGCGAGCUUGAUAAAUCAUCCAUGGAGGAGGCUGCGCAAUUAUGCGCGAUGGUUCUGUCGUUGUCCAAGGAGUUGUGCAGCCAAUGCCCUGUUCCGUUUUCGAAGAUGGAGGAGGUGCUCCUGAUUCCAUUCAUCAAGGGGAGGGACGCUAACAUGUUGGUUGCUUUGCAGGGUCUCUUGCGCAGCAAGCCCCAGGGCCCUGUGAAUGAGCUUCACCCGCUAUUCGAGGAGGUGGUUGCUGCCCAUGUGGAUGCCAGCGACGUUUCGCUUACAGGUGUUGCCGAGGGUGAACUGAUUCAGGCUGAUAUUGAGAAAACUGAAUACGACCUCUUCGAACAAAAAAUUUCUGCCGACCUGGAUGCCCGCAGCGUGUGCGCGCGGAAGACCAGGACCAACGCAGCCCGGGUGUCUGCUCAGGAGCGCCAGUGGUGCAAUCGCCGGUUCCAGGCAGCCUCGGAGGUCGUUCAGCAAGAGCUCAACAAGGUCAUCGCAAUCAGCGAGUUCAACAAGGGCGACCUUGCUGGCGAGUUCAAAAUGUAUAUUGAGCAGAGCCGGAUUUGCACUCCGUUGAGCAAGCGGUUGAAGGAUUCGUGUUGGAAGACAUCAGGUCUUUUCAGUCAGGCUGCGCUCGUUGGGCCGGUCAAGGCUAUGAAAACAGUGGACAUGGAAAUGAUCAGCGAUGUUUCGGAAGCUGCUUUGCCACCAACUACAGACCAGCACGCGCAUAUUGUCCCUGCACAGAAGGUCAUGCAUAUUGGAUUCGAUGCGUGCAAGGCCAUCCUGCAUGCGUGCCUGGACAGCCUGAAGGUGCCGGAUGCAAACAUUAGUCUGAUCGAUUUGUUCCCCCACACUGGCGACAUGAUCAAGAUGUUCCUACUCUCCCAGGCAGAUGUCACAUGCCCAAUGCACAUGCACGCGAUUGCGGCCUCGGAUGUGGAGGUGGCGUGGCUCUUGGAGAACAUUGCAGUCUGGGCGCGCGAGAAACUCAUGGAUGGCAGUCUGAAGAUCCGCGGAGCUACACCACUACCAGAGGAGAUGCCCCGGGACAUGCUUGAGGCUGAGUUGCCGCUUCCGCAGCUUCAUGUGUGCACGUGGAACUCUUCAGUCAAAGUCGAUGGUUUUGCCGCUCUAUCGUUGUCUGAGCAGCUCGUGGAUAAAUAUCUCAGCAGCCCUGGCCCGAGCAUCAAGAUCCCAUUCGAGAAGUUGUGGGAGUCUGCCAACAUGUUCGUUAAUGUGAAGGAGGGGGCUGCGUCUUCGAGCACCCCUGUCAAGCGCAAGGACCUGCCAAUGGUUGGAGCGAGCCCGCCAGAUCCCAAGAAGCCCAAGUUGGAGAGCAUGGAUGUUUGUAGCGAUGGUCUGAUUCCAAUCUCUGAUAUGGCUUCGGAGACUUGCUCUGCCACGCUUCCGGGAUCCAGUGAUGUCCUCAUGAAGGAUGGCCCCAUCGAUGAGGACCCGGCGCGGCAGACACUCACAAUGAAGCACGACAUGGUCUGGAACGUGGAAGAAGGGGCCCCUGUCAAGCAUGAGGAUGGCGAAGUUGCCACAAUGGACUACAAGCAUGUGGCUGGCGCAGUGCCCUCGCAUCUCUGGGGCACUACUUCAUCGAGGAUUGUUUGGGCCAUGAGGUGGACUAUGAGUGGGCUUGCCCCAGUGCGUCCACAUGUUGCUCUGAUCAAGUCGGUCAAAGUGACUGCAGGCGCGGCCCUGCCGAUCACCAAGGGCCAGCCGGCGAAAGACAUCGCGGCGCAAGAGUCUGCAGCCAAAUCUCAUGCGUGGUCAGAGGCUGUCAGUUCCAAGGUGAAGCCUGUCAUUCCCCGAGACAAGUCAUUGCACAUCUCGCAGCAGAUCGCCCCGCAGUCUGCGUGGCUCAGCAAAGGCAGCAACAGCGGGGCUGCGGACAGCAGCAAAGGCAAGCCGGUGCCGCGCCCGUCGCAGACUCCGACGCUGCCGCACAGUCACACGGCGGCCGCGGCGCCGGCAGCCUCGGACGGCGACGCCCCGAACCCGAAGUCUGAGAUCGUCAUCUUCGAGGGCCCCCAGGACAUGGGCGAUGGGAACCUCAGCAGUGUGAAGCGCCAGCGGACCAGCAACUACGACAUCGGCAUGCCAGAGAGGAGCGGCGGGUGCCAGACCAGGCUCCUCCAGGCGCAGGCCGACUUCGGCUUCCUCGCCGCCGAAGCUUGGAAACUAGCCCGCAAACGGAGCCCACUCGAGGGCGGCGCCGCGUUUCAGGAAGCCGCGGAAAGGCUGGCGGAGGCCGCCGAGGCGGCCGGGCGCGCCGCCACGGGCGCGGCUGGGGCCGCCGCCAGUGGGCUGCUCACGCAGUCAGAGGCAGAGGCCUGCAGGGUGGGUUUCGAGCAGCACGCAUCUUCGCCCGGCCUUGCCUCGGAGAGACUGAGUAAGCAGCACCCCCUGAGCCUGUCAGCGCGGGCCAGGCUCGGGCCCAUUUGCUGCUCCGAGGCGACCCCGGAGUCGUUCCUCGCGGCGAUCAGCACCUGCGCGGAGUCCAGUCAGUAUACCGAGGCCUUGGACCUCUUGGGGCAGAUGCCAGCGGCGGGUGUUCCCGUGGACGUCACGUGCUACAACGCAGUGCUCCGCGCCUACGUGAACGGGAACCAGCUGGAGUGGGUCCUGUCGCUGUUCGGGGACAUGGCCCGGGUCGGCCUCGUGCCAGACGUGGAGACCUACAAUCUCGUCCUCGCCGCCUGCGAGAGCGCCGGGCAGUGGCAACACGCACUCCACUAUCUCGAGGGCAUGCGCUCCGCGGGUUUGCAGCCAGACGAGCAGACCUUUGCCUGCGCCGUGGGCGCGUGCGCGAGUGGCGAUCAGUGGCAGUGGGCCGUCCAUCUCGUCACGGACAUGCAGAAGCAGGGCGUUGUGCCCACCCACGCCACUUUCAGCACCGCGAUCGCGGUCUGCAGAAGGUGCGAGCAGGCGGAGUGGGCCGAGGCACUCACGGGUCAGAUGCAGCAGGCAGGCGUCGCAGAGGCCCCCGCUGCGCCGCCCGAGCCGCGGGAGGGCAGAACGUGGGUCAACAGGGUGACGGCGCUGCAGGACCACGGGACCGACCUGGAGAAAGCGAGGUGGAACGUCUACUGCGACUUAUACGGCGACAAGCAGAACCAUCCCGCGGAGCACGACGACGCGUUCCUGGAGGGCUUCUUCAAUCUGCUUAGCGCCUGGCCGACAGACGCAGACCCGGAUCUCGACGCAGAGUCGCACGGGGUUCUGGCGAUGAGGGUUUUGGAUCUGUAUUAUGGCGGCACCCCAAAGCAGAAGUUCAGGUGGGAGCGAUUUUGUGAGCUGCAGUCCAGAGGCGGGAGGGAUCCUCUGCGUCAGCACGACGCCCAGUCCUUGCGACAGUUCUUAGAGCAAGAAGCCGCUGCUGCAGCCUCGGGCGAGGAGACGAAGGCGGUGGCCCCCGCGGAGGAGGAGGAACCUUCAGAGCCACUCAGCAUGGACUCGAUCUGCAAAGAGCUGGCAAAGUUCCAUGACCCGGCGCGCCUGUUCGAGGAGGCUCUAUCACACGGCGCGUUCAGCAUCCACUCUGCAGGCGAAGGUCGUUUGGGCAAUGUCGUGGACCUGCACGGCCUCAGCGAAGAUGUGGCCAAGGUAGCAAUGUAUUACGUGUUGAGGAAGGUGCUUCUUCUCCCACGAGACAAUCCAGCUUUGCGCGAAGGCAUGACUGUGGUCGUCGGCAAAGGUUUGCACAGUGAAGACGGGGAACGGGUGCUCGGACCUGCCGUCCACAAGUUCUUGCGGGAGUAUUUGCUCUUCGAGCUGGAGCCGUUAGAGGACGAUAUGGGUGUCAUCACGCUUCGGGCAAUUGAGAUCAGACGAGUGCAUGGUGAACAUCCAUUUUGGGUAGCCGAGCGGGAGAAGCUGGCGCUCGGAGCGUGA
Molecule: messenger RNA, 4951 nt
Organism: Prorocentrum cordatum
Lineage: Eukaryota; Dinophyceae; Prorocentrales; Prorocentraceae
Source: the annotation of a GenBank genome assembly